Messenger RNA from Sitophilus oryzae (rice weevil), 1184 nucleotides. RefSeq lists its product as uncharacterized. Bases 508 to 1173 code for a protein of 221 amino acids. Gene Ontology annotation, molecular function: protein dimerization activity. The record is from RefSeq and is a predicted model, not a curated record. Lineage: Eukaryota; Metazoa; Arthropoda; Insecta; Coleoptera; Curculionidae. The transcript has 4 exons.
ACCCUUUUUAUUGAUGGACCACCUCCCAAAAUUUAUAGGAUCAGUGUGUCCAGACUCAAAUAUUGCAGCAGACCUUAAAAUAUCUAGGACGAAAGCCACCCUAAUUACUAAACAUUGUUUUACAUCCUCCGCUUUAGAGAAUAUUGCUUAAAAAGUUGACAAAUCAGUUGCUUAUAGUUUGAUAAUGGAUGAAACCACUGAUGUGGCAACACAAAAGUCAUUAGUUGUAGUGAUAAGAUUUUAUGAUGAAAAGGUGACAGACCACUUUUUUGGUCUUUUAGAAAUACAUCAAGAAAUUGUGAAUCAGUUAAAUCUUGAAUUCCAAAGUGAGAAAUGUAAGAUAUAUUUAUUAAGGUGACAGAGUUAGUGCCUUAUACAAGACGAUAUUAAGGAAUUAUUUAAAAAAAACAUUACCUUGACCAAACUAGUUUAGAAAGAAUAGACGUAAAAAAUCCCAGAAAUUUUUUACCAAUUGAAGAAGUUUAUUUUGGCGCUAGGGUCCAGGUAAUGUUAUCCUCAGAGGAAAAUAAUAAUUCUGUCAACAAUUUUAGACUAAGAUGUCUUGAUUUUUAUAUUGAGCUAUGCUCCCAAAUUCAGAAAAGAUUUUCAUUCAAUGAUCCAAUUUUGAAUUUCUGUAAAAUAUUUAAUCCUUUGACUGUAGUAAGUGGAAAUAUAAACUCUAUUGCUGCUAAGAGCAUUCAGUAUUUUCCACAAUUAGUUACUGACAUUGAAAAAUUGGAUUUUGAAUGGAGACUGUCAGCAGAUUCCGAAGAAGUACAGAGUAUUAAAGAUUUAGAUUUUGAAGAAUUUUGGGAAAAAAUAUUUCGAAUGAAAAAUAGUAUGGAUGAAUUGUUAUUUCCAAAUUUAUCCAUCUUAGUCAAAGGCAUAAUGUGUCUUCCUCAUUCAUCUGCAACUGCAGAGAGACAAUUUUCCCAAUAUAAUUUAAUCAAAACCAAAGUUCGAAAUCGUUUAAACAUUGACACUUGUGAUUCAAUAUUACAAUCAAAAGAUCUUUUGAAAGGUUAUUCUUGCCACACUUGGGUACCAGACACCAAUCUUUUGAAAAAAAAAGGUUUGAAGAAUUGCGCCGCCAGAAAAUACCUCAUCACUUUUAGCUGUAGCUAUGGCAUGGCUAUGGCUACGUGGCCAACUCCACGCAAACAUAAUAUUUGAAAAGAUUUAUU